Saxophila tyrrhenica is the source of this 1263-nucleotide messenger RNA. RefSeq lists its product as uncharacterized. The transcript is spliced from 6 exons. NCBI's taxonomy places the organism in Eukaryota, Fungi, Ascomycota, Dothideomycetes, Mycosphaerellales, Extremaceae. Gene Ontology annotation, cellular component: mitochondrion; cytoplasm. The record is from RefSeq and is a predicted model, not a curated record. The coding region runs from base 1 to 1263 and encodes 420 amino acids.
AUGUUCGCCGCGACCGCCCAACGAGCCUUUGGAUUCGGCAGGAUGGCGGCUCCAACGAAAUCCGCGCCUUAUACCAGGGCUGUUGUGAAUGCGAUGCGCAAAUUGUACCCGGAGGUGUUGGCGGAUAAGAGUUUUGAUAAUACGGGGUUACUGCUAGAAGCGCCAUAUGAUCCGUUGCGGCGACAGAUGAACUCGGUGAUGCUCACGGUCGAUCUGACGAAAGCGGUUGCGGAUGAGGCCAUUGAACGACAGGACUCGAUUGUUGUUGCUUAUCACCCGAUAAUAUUUCGCGGUUUGAAGGCCCUCACUCUUAACGACAGUCAGCAGUCCAGUUUACUACGGUUGGCUGCUGAAGGGAUCAGUGUCUACUCCCCCCACACAGCAAUCGACUGCGCCCGCGGCGGCCUAGGCGACUGGCUCGCCGACAUAGUCACCGGCACGCCCACCGAACUCGCCGAAGACGAACCCCCCAACGAACUCACCGAAGACGAAACCCUCCCCGACGAAAACCCCGCCGACGACUCCGCCUUCAUCCGCACUUCGUCCCCGACCAAAAAACCCCCCUCCGAACCCGCUACCGACGGCGACGCCUCCUCCACCCACCUCGCCCCCAAACGCCCCAUCUACAUGCUGCAACACCACCCCUCCCAGCUCGACCUCAAACAGGAAGCCCUCUCUCUCGGCGGCCAGAACCACAAACGCUACCCCAUCCGCUCCACCGCCGUCCCCGGCUACCCCGGCGCAGGCAUGGGUCGCAUCGUCCGCUUACCCUCACCCGUCCCCUUACCCGAAAUCAUCGACCGCAUCGGCCUCGGUCUCGGCAACCCCAAGGGCUUCCCUAUAGCGGUACCGCAGGGCAAGCAAGCGAGCGAGAUGACAAUCCAGUCCAUCGGGAUCUGCGCGGGGAGCGGCGGGCAUCUGUUCGGCGAGAUGGAGAAGGAUGGGGAGGAGGUGGAUUUGCUCUUUACGGGGGAGCUGUCGCAUCACGAGGCGCUGGCGGCGAUUGAGAAGGGGAGGUGUGUGAUUACGCUGUUCCAUAGUAAUACGGAGCGCGGGUUUUUGCAUGGGGUGUUGAAGGGGCAGUUGGAGAGUACUGUGGCGGAGGAGUGGGAGCGAAUACGCAACGAAGAGAAACAGAAGGACGGGGUGGAUGAGCACUUGAUGGAGGCGCUGAAUGAUGAGCACGUCGAGGUGCAUGUUAGUGAGAUGGACCGGGAUCCUUAUGGUAUCAUGAUCUCGAAAGCGGAGGCACCACCAGAGUGA